Molecule: messenger RNA, 312 nt
Organism: Cetraspora pellucida
Lineage: Eukaryota; Fungi; Glomeromycota; Glomeromycetes; Diversisporales; Gigasporaceae
Source: the annotation of a GenBank genome assembly
AUGAUCUAUGUUUAUCCUACUUUUAAAGAUAUGAAAAAUUUGAAUGCUUAUGAAUAUCUUUGUCUUCUUGCUAUACAUAAAUAUCUUAAUACAAUUUUUAAUAAUGAAGAGUUAUAUUCUUGUAUAAAAUUGAGUCUUGAAAUAUCACAACAAGUCUUUCAACAUGGUCCAUGGAUGGCACACCAUAUUCAUGAUACUAAUCAUGGUGCUUUCACAAAUGAUGCAUUAUGUGCUAAAAAUAUAAACCUUUCUCCUAGUAAUAAACAGUUAAAAUUACAUGAUAGUUGGUUUAUUAAUGCACAAGAUAAAUAA